AUGUCUGGAAAGUUCCUCAUCACCGGCGGCUACGUGGUCACGCUAGACGACUCCCUCGGCGACUUCGACAACGGCGCCGUGCUAGUCGAAGACGGCAUCAUCACAGCCGUCGGCAGGGCACAAGACAUCUCCGCACCAGCUGACGCCGAGAUCAUCAAUGCCGCCGAGGGAGUCGUCAUUCCUGGCAUGGUCGACACCCACCGCCACGUGUCCAUGAGCCUGACGCGCGGGAUCGGCGUCGACCAGCACCUCUGGCACUUCCUGUCCAACACCUACACCCGCUGGCUUCCGGCUACCGGCGUCGACGAGAUGUACACGUCCGCCCUGGUCGGCUGCCUCGAGGCAAUCGAGAGCGGGGUGACGACCAUCAUGGACACCUGCGAGUCGUUCCACUCUGCCGAGCACGCGGAGGCGGAGCUGCGCGGGCUGGAGGACUCUGGGAUCCGGGCGUUCUUCUGCUAUGGCAUGAGCGGAGAUCAGUAUGGCCAGACUCCGGCGGGACGGAGCGGUUGGAGCGCUCGUUUGGCCCACGUCAAGGAGAUGGCGCAGAGAGGCGCGAACGACGGGCUUGUCCGCGUAGCGCUGCAGCUGAGCCAGUCGGGGACGACUCCGUUCUCUUGGAUGGGCGAUGAGCUGAAGCUCGCCCAGGAGCUGGGGCUUCUCUGCUGCUCGCACUCCAGCGCCGUUCCUGCGUCCAAUCUCACGAGUGACCUGGAAGUCCGCGCGGAUAUGGGAUACAUGCUGCCUGGGCAUGUGUACAUUCACUGCACGAACCUGACAGACCACGAGAUGGGCCUCGUCGCGAAGACGGGAGGUAAAAUCGCCCUUGCCACCGAGACCGACAUCCAGAUGGGAAUGGGGUUUCCCCCGCUGAGGAUGGCCUUGGCUCACGGUUUGAAGCCGUCUCUCAGCAUCGACACGUCAAGCGCCGCGGCGCCAGAUCUGCUCUCGCAGAUGCGGCUUCAGCUGCAGCUACAGCGCAGUCUGGAUCAUCAUGCGGCUCACCUCGAACGCCGCGUUUCCAUGAAGAUGGACUUUGGCGUUCGCGAUGCUCUGAUAUGGGGAACGAGGAACGGCGCCGAGGCCGUUGGUCUCGGCGACCAGAUUGGCACUCUCACCCCGGGGAAACGGGCCGAUAUUGUCGUCAUCACGAGUAAACGAGCACUCAGUGGCUCGGCUUUCCCGCUGGGUACGGCUGUUCUGCACUCGAGCCCGGCAGAUGUUGAUCUUGUCAUGGUAGAUGGACGGAUUCUGAAACGAGAUGGUGCCUUGGUGGGGAUUGAUGUUGACGCCAUCCGCGCGAGGGCGAGAGAGGGAAUGAGACGUAUCCAGGCCAAUUUAAAGAAUCUCAGGCCGGAAAUGAGCCCCGAGGAGAUUCGAGAGUUCUUUCUUCAAGGAGAAAAGGCGCACCGCGUCAAUGUUGCAAACGCCUACGCUCAAGGAGGCCAAGUGUCGGACUACCUGAGGUCAUAG
Colletotrichum chrysophilum is the source of this 1473-nucleotide messenger RNA. RefSeq lists its product as uncharacterized. Gene Ontology annotation, molecular function: hydrolase activity, acting on carbon-nitrogen (but not peptide) bonds. The transcript has a single exon. The record is from RefSeq and is a predicted model, not a curated record. Bases 1 to 1473 code for a protein of 490 amino acids. Lineage: Eukaryota; Fungi; Ascomycota; Sordariomycetes; Glomerellales; Glomerellaceae.